GAUGCAGCCGCCGCCCCGGAACCAGGCCUUCCCUCUUCUGCCUUCCAGGAGGGGGCCUGGGAGUAGCCCUCGGGAGUGCAGUCUCCCGCACGUCCCGAAGUCCCUCUGGCCACCCGGCGUCGAUCCAGGCGGAGGCCGGGAGGGGGCCGCCCUCCCCGCGAGGCUCCAGACUCAGGCAUUUCCUCCCGGCUGCCCCGCGCGGCCUUCCCCUCCGAAAGAAGAAAAUUCGGGGGCCGGAGUAACUCGGCCCAUCGCCUCCGUGUGCAGCGGCUACCGAGCCAGGAGGGCCGCCCAGGGUAGGGUAGGAGUCCGGAGCAGAAGCUGGCGAGGGCAGCGCGGCGGGGACUGAGCUGGACGGGGACAGGGCGCGGCCAGGGGCCGGAGUGUGCUGCGCGGGCGGCUCCUGGAAGGGGAACUUGAGCUGGGAGAGGAGGCAGAGCAGCGGGGCUGCUGGCCCCGGCGCUGCGAGCGGGGAGCCGCCUCCAAGGCCAAGGACACGGGGGCCGCGGGGCCGCCGGGGCGCUGCGCGCAUGCUGGGCAGGGGACAUCACCCGGGCUUGUGCCCUGGGCCGCCCGGGCUCCCGGCAUGUCCGUGCGGUACACGCUCAACCUGAAGGUCUUCUGGCCGGUGGUGACCGGGCUGUGCACGGCUCUGGUGUGCCUCUAUCAUGCCCUGCGCAGCAGCGAGGGCGCCCGGGCCGAGCCCCCCGACGGCGCAGACAGCGGCUUCCCGCUGCUCAAGGUGGCUAUCCUUCUUAUCCUUGGCUACAUCCUCCUACGAUGUCGCCACACCAUCCGCCAGCACCUCUUGCCAGGCUCUUCCCGCCCGUGUGGCCACACCAACUUUUCAGCCAGACCUUUGCAAGAGCCAGACCUGAGCAUCUUGUUGGAGAGUUACUAUGAGCACGAGGUGCGCCUGUCGCCGCAUGUGCUAGGUCACAGCAAGGCCCACGUGAGCCGGAUCGUGGGUGAACUGGUGCAGGCUGGCCGGGCCCGAGGGUCUCCCGGCCCCAUCACCGGGGGAGCACUGGCCUUGGCCUUCCGGGGUGAUUUCAUCCAAGUGGGCAGCGCCUACGAGCAGCAUAAAAUCCGCCGGCCGGACAGCUUCGACGUGUUGGUGCCACUGCGCCUCCCGCCGCAGGUGGCGCUGGAGCCACGGAGUCUGGGGACAGAGCCCACACUGGCCCCCGCCUUCCGCAGUUGCUUCGUGUGUGCCCUCAAGGCACCGCCCUCGCCGUCGGGGACCUCGACGGGCCAGUGGCAUCGGGACUGCAAGCCCUUCGCUGAAGGGUUCUGUGUGGAUGUGCAGGGCCGGCGCCACCUCUCGGCUACCCUGGUGCUGCGAUGGUUCCAGGCGCACCUCCAGCGCUCCUUGGCCACUGUGCGCUACAGCCUGGAAGGUCGCUGUCGGGUCAGCCUGACCCCAGGUGGUCUGGAGCAGCCUCCCAUCCUCCAUAUCCUUCCUUGCCGCACGGACUACGGCUGCUGUCGCCUUUCCAUGGCCGUGCGCCUCAUCCCCGCUGUCCAUCUGGGCGAUGGCGUCUUCCUUGUGGCACCGCCACCACCACCCUCACCCAGUGGGGCCCUGUCAGAGCUCCCGGGUGGCCUGCGCUCAGAGGCACUGUGGGGUGUGAAUACAGCACGCCAGGAGCAGAAAUUGCUGGGCUGUCUUCAGGAACGGGCGCCUCCAGGUGCCUGCUACCUCAAGUGCCUGCAGCUGCUUAAGGCUCUUCGAGACCUGGGUGCCCGCGGGCUGGACCCUGCGGCUGCUACCCAAUGGGGACGCAUCCUGUCCUCCUACGUGCUCAAAACGGUGUUGUUGGCGGUGCUUCUGAAUGAGGGCGGCCCCAUGCACAGCUGGGACGAGGCACACCUGAGUGAGUGCUUGGAGAAGCUAGUGAAGUUCCUUAGGGACUGCCUGCUGCGACGCCGAGACCUCUUCCACUGUGUCCUGGGCCCAAGUGGGGCAGCUGCCGAAGUGGGUCCCCUGCCCAAAGCGUUGCGCGAGGCCUCUCCGGUUGACCUCCUGGCACCUUUCGACCCGCGUGCCCGGGAGCUCGCAGCAGCGCGGUUGCUGACCACCUGGCGAAGGUUGCCCCAGCUUCUCCGGGCCUACGGUGGCCCCCGCUACCUUGCCAGGUGCCCCUCAACCCGGAGUCCACGCAUCCAGGGCUUCCCGGAAGAUGAACCCUGAUUACACUCCACCCGACCAAAUGCCUCUUUCCCACAGGAUGGGAGUGAGGAUGGCAGUUAAAUUUGAGAUGAGCUGCAGAAAGUGUUGGGAAAUUUGGAGGGUAUUAAAGGCUCUGGUGGCAUGAAUGUUCUGCCCUAGACGCAAUGACUCAAGAUAGCCGUGGCAUCUCCUGCAGGCCCAUUAGAGUGUCCUGGGUGGUCUUAUACACAAAGAUCUCUCUGCUCCCAAAAGGCACAAUCAUGAUUUGUUAGAUACCAGGUCCUCAACUAGGUUCCCCUGUUUUUGGAGGGGUGUUGUAUGUUUGUUUAAGUUAUGGGGCUGGAAUCCUGGGCCUUGUGUAUGCUAGGUAGGUACUCUACAACAGAGCUACACAUCCUUGGGCCUCCUAGUCUUGUUUUUAAAGGGGAGAAAAGUCCUUGUCCACAACUGGAAUUGAAAUUCUAGUCCAGCUGUUAGUGUUCCAGAGUCAUAAUUUAGCCAUUCCCAUGAGCAUUCAUGCCUUUUUAAUGGUGCAAUCACAAGUUUGUUCAGCAAGAGUAAUGGAAUGGCUAUAAAUUGAGUGACUUGUGCUAAGAGGUGGUUGGGAGCUGGUUGGCGACUUUCAGAGCAAGCAACACUUUAUGUCCAGUGGUUCUCUUGUCCGGUGGUGGUUGGAACCAGGGGCUAUUCAGAGGAUGCUACAUGCAGUCGUUAGAAAGACCAACGCUCUGUAAAGCAGCCAGCCCCCACUGUUCACCACUCUCCAGGUCACAGGUGAGGAUUUGCAGCGACACUCGGCACCUGUUCAUUUGAUCCAGGCACAAUGCAGAGGGAAAGGAUACUUAAUUAAGACAGGUCUGGCAAAAGUGUGAAACCUAAGUCUUGAAAAAGAUCCUGCCUAAGGCUCCCAGUCAGCUGGACACAACCCGCCUUUGUUUCAAAGCUUCUGAGCCCAUGGCGCUGCAGGCUUGUGUCAGAGUUUAAGAACCUAGGAGAAAAUGCUUGGCAAUCUGCCUGGUAAGGGUUAGGCUUCGGUGAUACCUAGUGUUGGGUUAGAGGUUGGAAGGUUCUUGAUUGUCCCGACAACCUUACACAGUCUUGAAGGCCAGCUCUUGCUUCUGCUUAUGACCUGUGAAAGAGUAGCUUGCAGUAUGCGCUUGGAGACCUGUCACUUGACACCAGUGCGCAGAAGAGGUGGGCCACAGGAACUGAGGGAGAAAUGGGAGAGCUGGCCAUACAGUGCUCUGCUCUUCCCGCUGAGCGUCCCCAGGCUGGGUGCGUCUUGCAGUUGGGAAGAGCCCAUUCUCCAGGGCCUCUCAUCCUCCGGGCUGCCUGACAGCUACGAAGAGCAGUUCAAUUUCAGAAUGUUCCACCUUCCUCUCUCCUAGUGGGAAGUGCGGCCAGUCUCAGCAAUAAACUUAGGGAUUUUCUUUUUUUAAGCAGUAAAGAUCUGCUCCCUUAGACUCUAAAGUGAAGGUUGGAAGACAAAAAUAGUCACAUGAAUAAAGCCAUUGUUUAAUCCCCUAGCUAUCUGGAGGGAGCUCUGCAAAACCCCCUUUCUUUAGGGCGCUGUUGGCAAAUCCAUGGGAAUAGAUUGUAGGGAACUUCUCAUUAGAGCUGUGUAGGCUUCUUGUGCCCUUUGCAGCUGUGGACCGAAAGUGUCAAGAAACAGCUGUCUCAUUGAGUUGUUUCGGGGACCAUUCCUCUUGAUACCCCAAAGUCCUUCCUAGUUUUUUUGAGGCCAAUAUUUGGUUCUAAGGUACGGCAUUGGAUGCAGGGGUUCUUCCGCCAGCCUCUUGCAAGGGUAGAAACUGCACAAUGGGUUUUAUUUUAAUUACUUUAGAAAGUCAAUGCCAAGGGAAGAUUGUGUGUGUGUGUGUGUCUGUGUCUGUGUGUGUGUGUCUGUGUGUGUGUGUCUGUGUGUGUGUGUCUGUGUGUAUACUACAUACAUGAUUUCCAUACUCAGCCUGUUGAUUCCUCUAUAGUCAUUAAGUUGGAAUAGGGGACAAUGAGGCAAUUUUCCAAUUAUUAGAUUCCUUUUUUAAAAAAAAUCUUGAUUUUAAAGUAUAAAUCUGGUUAUUGUUAUAAAUAUAAAUAGCUUGUAUAAAUAUCUUUCUUGUAGGUGUUUUCCGUUAUUUUUAUUUUUUCUGGUUAAUUAACCAAAACUUCAUCCAUCCUCAAAGUUUUUAAAUUUUAUUAUUAUUAUAUUAUUAUUAUUAUUAAAUUAAUGGGCAUUGUGUUUGUAAACUAAAAAAAUAUUAAUGUUUUAUUUAAAUGCCAUGCUGAACAGUUGUUCUUGAUAUGUGGCAACCAAAACUUAAGAGAUUUCGAUCAAUUUUGAUCAAUGUUUAGUGAUCUGAAACAUGUACUGUGUACAGAUGCAAUAAUACGGCUGUUAUGGUAGCUGCCCGAGGCUUUAAAUUCAGCUCAGUGCUGCAUUUCGUUCUAGCCACUGUCACAGCCUCUAUUUGAUGUGUACACAUUUUUGGUGUAUAUUUGGUACUGGAGAGUCAUAUAUGCCAAUAUUCUCAUAUAAGAUGGCUCUACCAGAAGAUAAAGAGUUGUUUAGCCAGUGCCCGAAGAAAAUGUUUUGAGGAAGAUGACUCAGCCCUUUUUGCAGCCAGACACUUCAGAAACUCCCACUGCCCGGCUCGGAGCCUUCCUGGAAUGUUCGUGGGCUGGGAGAAAAUAUGUUUUGCAAAAUGAAGUUGGAGUGGAAAGAGAGGACAGUUUGAGUGAAUGCAAAUAUUCUCUGAGGAUUUGGGGAAUGGGGACUUAAGAUGGAUGUGCACGAAAGAAAUGGGUGGGGGGAGACAGGUAAAGAUCCCCCGAGGGUGUGAGAGAGUUUUAGGUGAGGAAAUGUGUUUUUAGGUAUGUGAUAUUUCCAGCCAGGAGUCACAAACUCGGUAGCCUAAAGAAAGGGAAAUAAAUAAGAGUGGGGAGGGUGGUGGGGACUGUGCCUACCUUAGAGAGGGCUGCCAUGGCUCAGCUCAAGGCAGGAAAAGAAAAGGUGGGGCUAGGAGUGGGUAUUUCAAAUGGAAAUACUGAGGUUCACUGGUUUUUAAUUUAAGAAGUAAUUUAAAAUGUCUAAAACUACCAAAUGAGCAGAAAUUUGGUUGAACCUGAGGCCACCAGUUUGCGACCCCUUGCCUUAUACAGUUAGACUUCUACCAAGUAUACAUAAGGUUAUGUUCUUUGCCACGGAGAUGAUGCUUAUAUAUAGGUGGGGGUGUGCUAGUUCAUUUCUACUUUAUCUCUCAGAGUUAAGCUUUAUUAUAGGAAUAACAACAGAAAAAAUUAACACAGCCACAGAUAACAUUUAUCCCCAGUUUCUGGUAGGGCUCCCAUGCAAGCCUGGCUCUCCAGUCAGAAUCCCAACUGAAAGACUUGGGGCUGUUUCUGGAUUUUCUUUGCUGGUGAUUUGGGGUCAACUUCUUGCCUGGCUGCAGUUUGCAGAGCAAUCAGGCAGGAUUGCAGAAUAAGUCCUUCGUCUUUGGCUCUUAUAUGAAAAUUAAUUGUUUUGGUUGUUGUCCAUGGUAACCUAGCCUGGGACUUCACAACGUUGACUGAAGGCGUUAAACACCAGCAAGACAAAAACAACAACACAAACAGCCAGUGCUCCAUCUUUGGGCUAAAUUCCAUGGCUUUGUGCUAUUCCCACCUCCAAGAACACUGGCAGACUUUACUUCCAACGUUUCUAUCCCUUUCUGACUCAGUGUCUCCCACCAAAAUUACCAGCAGCUGAGCAUGCUUCCAAAGCAUCUCUUGUCACCUCCCAGAGGAAGUCAUGUUUUCCACAGAACUCAGCUUCCUGGCUUUGACCUUGAUGAAGAGGUUUUUCCCAUGUCUACACAAAGAAAAGUUUCCCCCACGUGGAGAAAAUGAACCUCACCCACAUUUCUGAUAUCCCUCUCGAGGGAAACUGGUUCAGUGUUACCCCUGUGGUGUGUCUUAGUUUUUUCUUCUUCAAUUGCUUGUCUGUAACACAUCUAUUUAUUUUUUAUGGCACAUGGUGGGGUGGGAAUAAUGCUAGUGUAAGUCAAGAGAGGGUGACAAUUCCAGAUCAUGUACACAGAGAAAAUAGAAUAAGACCUGCAGCUAACUGAUAUGGAAUCCGGUUCUGGAAGUAUUGGAUAUUCGGGAAUAUUUUAGCACCUUUUGCCAAAGAAAAAGUUGCCUUUACUUAGUCACUUGACUUGAAGCAUUCCAGCACUGGCUGUUUUUAAAUGUGCCUUCUGACCCCAAACUGCACAUCGGGAUACAGUUUGAGGGUCUCAGUUACAGCCUAAGUUUGUUCCAAUAAAAAAGACCAAAGAGUUAACCAGACCUGGCUGGCUGCUAUCAUAGCUGUAUGAUUAAGGAUGUCUUAAUCACGCAGUGUCCAUGGUCCCAGCGGCCAAGGCCCGUCAAGCUCAUCUUCAUUCGAAGUUGGAGUAAAUUUGCACUUUCGAUCCUGUGGGUCACUAGGGGACCUCGUUCUUUCCCAUUUUGCUGUAUCAAUAAAGGGACUCAUGGAAA
Peromyscus eremicus (cactus mouse) is the source of this 6691-nucleotide messenger RNA. It is a transcript of the gene Itpripl2, whose product is annotated as ITPRIP like 2. NCBI's taxonomy places the organism in Eukaryota, Metazoa, Chordata, Mammalia, Rodentia, Cricetidae. The transcript has a single exon. Bases 587 to 2194 code for a protein of 535 amino acids. The record is from RefSeq and is a predicted model, not a curated record.